GGCUCUCGGUCACCGAGCCGAGAUCCUGGCGCGACGAGGUUCCUUUGGAAAGCGAGCUGGAGUCUGUGCUUAGCCGCCUGGGAGAGUAGGGGGGCCGCAGCGGGAAGCAGCCAGGGGGGAGACCUGGACCUGCCAGGCACAGGCAUGCCGGUGCUAUCAGAGGACUCGGGUUUGCAUGAAACCCUGGCGCUGCUGACCUCUCAGCUCAGGCCUGACUCCAACCACAAGGAGGAGAUGGGUUUCCUGAGGGACGUUUUCAGUGAGAAAAGCCUCAGUUACUUAAUGAAGAUUCAUGAGAAGCUUCGCUAUUAUGAGAGGCAAAGUCCAACCCCAGUCCUGCACAGCGCAGUGGCCCUGGCAGAGGAUGUGAUGGAGGAGCUGCAGGCCGCCUCCGUGCACAGCGAUGAGCGGGAGCUGCUGCAGCUGCUGUCCACCCCCCACCUCAGGGCUGUGCUCAUGGUACAUGACACAGUUGCCCAGAAGAAUUUCGACCCUGUUCUGCCCCCUCUGCCUGAUAAUAUUGAUGAGGAUUUUGAUGAAGAAUCAGUGAAGAUUGUCCGUUUGGUGAAGAACAAGGAACCCCUGGGUGCCACCAUCCGGCGGGAUGAGCACUCGGGGGCUGUCGUGGUGGCAAGGAUCAUGCGAGGGGGCGCAGCAGAUCGGAGUGGCCUGGUCCACGUUGGAGACGAGCUCCGAGAAGUGAACGGGAUCGCAGUCCUACAUAAGCGGCCUGACGAAAUCAGCCAGAUUCUGGCCCACUCCCAGGGAUCCAUUACCCUCAAAAUCAUCCCAGCCACCCAGGAAGAGGACCGCUUCAAGGAGAGCAAGGUGUUCAUGCGGGCCCUCUUCCACUAUGACCCUCGGGAGGACCGGGCCAUCCCCUGCCAGGAGGCAGGCCUGCCCUUCCAACGCAGGCAGGUCCUGGAGGUGGUGAGCCAGGACGACCCUACGUGGUGGCAAGCCAAGAGAGUGGGGGACACCAACCUUCGAGCCGGCCUUAUCCCCUCCAAGCAGUUCCAGGAGAGACGUCUAAGUUACCGAAGAGCCACGGGCACCCUGCCAAGUCCCCAGAACCUCAAGAAGCCCCCCUAUGAUCAGCCUUGUGACAAAGAGACCUGUGACUGUGAGGGGUACUUCAAGGGGCACUAUGUGGCUGGUCUCCGGAGGAGCUUCCGGCUAGGCUGCAGGGAGAGGCUGAGUGGCUCACAGGAAGGGAAGAUGUGCGCCAGCGCUGAGUCCCCAGAGUUACUGACCUACGAGGAGGUGGCCAGGUACCAACAGCAGCCCGGUGAGCGGCCCCGCCUGGUGGUUCUGAUUGGGUCUCUCGGAGCCCGACUCCAUGAGCUGAAGCAAAAGGUGGUGGCUGAGAACCCACAGCGCUUUGGUGUUGCUGUUCCACAUACCACCAGACCCAGAAAGAGCCACGAGAAGGAAGGGGUGGAGUAUCACUUUGUGUCUAAGCAAGCAUUUGAGGCCGACUUACAUCACAGCAAGUUCCUGGAGCAUGGUGAAUAUAAGGAAAACCUCUAUGGGACCAGCCUGGAGGCCAUUCGGGCUGUCAUGGCCAGAAACAAAGUUUGUUUGGUGGACGUGGAACCAGAAGCACUGAAACAGCUGAGGACCUCAGAGUUCAAACCCUAUAUUAUAUUUGUAAAGCCUGCAAUUCAGGAAAAAAGGAAGACACCACCUAUGUCCCCAGCUUGUGAGGACACAGCAGCCCCACUUGAUGAGGAGCAGCAAGAGAUGGCUGCCUCUGCCGCCUUCAUUGACCAGCAUUACGGGCACCUGAUGGACACUGUGUUGGUGAAGGAAGACCUGCAGGGUGCUUACAGCCAGCUCAAGGUGGUCUUAGAGAAGCUGAGCAAGGACACUCACUGGGUACCUGUUAGUUGGGUCAGGUAACUUUAUCCCAGAACAUCCAGGCUGGAGGGGACCUUGAAGACCAUGUAGUCCAGCCUCCCUCACCUUACCAUCCAGAAACCUCAAUUCAGAGAGGGGCAGAAUUUUCCACAAACUCCAUCAUCGAGAAAAGUAGAAAUGGAAAGUCUUGUCUGUUGUUGGCUUUUGUCUGUUAUUUUUUACUUGCACCCCUUUAGCUCAUGAGUUAAAAGGGGCAUGUCACAAAACCACACGUCAUUCAUUAAAGUAUCCCAGGCAAGUGGACCUUGAUUCUUUGUACCAAAGUUAAGUAGCCACUGUCUUAUAGUGGUGGUGGUGGUGGUGGUGGUGAAUUUAUAGAGUACUGAUUUGCAGCAAUGUUUAAGCUUUAUGAACAGUGAAACUGCAUUUAUCCAGCUCUUUUGGAAGCUAAGAUGUAUCCAAGGGGAUUUUUCAUGCAUCUGAAGUUCCCCUGUCUUCCAGCUCCAAACUUGCCCGGUAAUAGAAAAAUUGGUUCCCUGCCUUUUUAAAUAGUGAGCGUACAUGAAUUCUAUUCUGGAAGGCUGAGGCACACUUAAUGGUCCACAUGACUCACUGAACUAUUCUAUAAAGCAGUAGUGCCUUUAGGGACUCUUGAGGAAUGUAAGGCUGCUUUUCCCCUUUCUGAAUACCCUCAUGCUCCUAAAACUGAGUCCUUGCUUUGUUAUUUGGUCUAUUGCAUCAGUUCUCCCUCUUGUUAUCGACAAUGGCCUUGGUUAACUGUCCUCACCUUCAGGUUAUUAGGGCUCCUGUUCUAGAUCAUAGGGAACGGGAUGACCCCCGCCCCCAUCAAAACUAUGUCUAAGCCAUGAUAAAUCAGUUCUGCCAAAAUAAAAGUAUAUAGACUCAGAA
Marmota flaviventris (yellow-bellied marmot) is the source of this 2769-nucleotide messenger RNA. It is a transcript of the gene Mpp3, whose product is annotated as MAGUK p55 scaffold protein 3. Lineage: Eukaryota; Metazoa; Chordata; Mammalia; Rodentia; Sciuridae. Gene Ontology annotation, molecular function: protein binding. The record is from RefSeq and is a predicted model, not a curated record.